This is a messenger RNA of Penicillium digitatum Pd1, 723 nucleotides long. RefSeq lists its product as uncharacterized. Lineage: Eukaryota; Fungi; Ascomycota; Eurotiomycetes; Eurotiales; Aspergillaceae. The record is from RefSeq and is a predicted model, not a curated record.
AUGCCCUCUCAUCUAAAAAGAAUCCGCGAGGAUACCGGGGAGGAAUGGAUGGACAACGAGGUCCAUCGAUACUACAACAUGCCCAUGGUAGUCGUGCGAGCCAAGCCUCAUGUCCUGAUGCACUGUAACGUGUGCCGUGACACUACUUCACUUCUAAAGACAUCGGUCAGUAUUGACAAGUGGAUUAGUACGGAAUAUUUCAUCUGGGAGAUGUCCGCGGGGCUAGCUGACAGCGGCGUAAACCCACAGUGGACGGAGUUCUUCGAAGAUGAAUGCAAGGAAAAGUGGGUGCAGAUCCAGGGCGAGUUCAAGAGCAUAGCCGAUCUCCCUGAGAGAUUCCUUCACGAGGUUCCGGCCCCGCCCUUCCAGAUUGCAGAGGUGAGAAUCACGGCUAACAAAUCCCCGUAUUCUUGGCGGCUCCGUGCGAAUUCAGGCCGACACUUGAUUUAUACAAGCUUCUGGCAUCUUUGGAAGUGGGUUCUCAAAGCAGACCCACCCACUGUUGGUCCCUUUGACAUUGUUCUCAGAGUCCCCUCGCAUACUCCUGCUGGGGAGGACCCUUUUGAUCCUUGGAAUAUGUCCCUCCCAAACAAUCCCCUUGGUGUUAUUAGCCGUGAGGAUGUUUCCCAUCUUCGCUGGGACGGCGUAUGCAGUGAUUCUGCCCCCUUGGAUUUCACGUGCCUCUCUGGAGGAGUAUGGCGCGAUCGUUUUCCCUCCAUCUAG